Drechmeria coniospora is the source of this 1185-nucleotide messenger RNA. RefSeq names its product Homocitrate synthase, mitochondrial. Gene Ontology annotation, cellular component: mitochondrion. The coding region runs from base 1 to 1185 and encodes 394 amino acids. The transcript has 13 exons. Gene Ontology annotation, molecular function: homocitrate synthase activity. The record is from RefSeq and is a predicted model, not a curated record. Lineage: Eukaryota; Fungi; Ascomycota; Sordariomycetes; Hypocreales; Ophiocordycipitaceae.
AUGUGCGGCACCGAAAACGAAGCGGCCGACCCGGCCCCCAACGAUGCCCACCCCGGCCAGAACAACAGCACUGCAUCGUCCAUCAUGUAUCAGCGCGUUGACGAUUACAUUUCCAACGUAUCUCGCUACAAGAUUAUUGAAAGCACGCUUCGCGAAGGAGAUCAAUUCAUAAAUAGCUUCUUCACCACCGAGAUCAAGUGCAAGAUCGCAACAAUGCUUAGCAACUUCGGCGUUGAUUAUAUCGAAGUAACUUCGCCAGCGAGUUCUCCCCAGUCGUUCGAGGACUGCAAGACUAUUUGCAAGCUUGGCUUGAAGUCCAAAAUUCUCACACAUGUGCGAUGCAAUAUGGAAGACGCCAAGAAGGCUGUGGAGUGUGGUGUUGAUGGCGUCGAUCUCGUUAUCGGAACUUCGAGCUUGCUGCGCCAAUAUAGCCAUGGCAAAAGCAUGGAAAUCAUCCAAAAGAGUGCUCUUGAGGUCAUUGAAUAUGUCAAGAGCCAAGGAAUCGAAGUACGCUUCUCCUCCGAAGACUCAUUCCGCUCUGAUCUUGUCGACCUCCUUACUCUCUAUAAGGCUGUCGACAAGGCUGGUGUGGUUUCCUGUGACAUUGAAACGCAUUUCCAUGACGAUACCGGCUGCGCAGUCGCGAAUGCUAUAACUGCCCUCGAGGCUGGUGCUUCGUUGGUUGACACGAGCGUCCUCGGUAUUGGAGAGAGGAAUGGCAUUACGCCCCUCGGUGCCCUGAUGGCUCGUAUGGUUGUGACUUCUCCGGAGUAUACUAAAUCGAAGUAUAAUCUCAAGUUACUUCGCGAGAUAGACGAGUAUGUUGCUUCUGUUGUGCAAGUGAAUAUUCCAUUCAACAACCCUAUUACUGGUUUCUGUGCAUUCACGCACAAGGCUGGGAUUCACGCCAAGGCAGCGAUUCUUGCGAACCCCUCGACCUACGAGAUCAUUGACCCUGCCCUGUUUGGAUUGACUCGAUACGUCUCAUUUUCCUCCAGAAUCACCGGCUGGAAUGCCGUGAAAUCUCGAGUCGAGCAACUGGGAUACAAUCUGUCGGAUGAUCAAAUCAAGGAAAUUACCGCUAUGAUCAAGCAGUUGGGCGAUGUCCGUCCGCUUGCUGUUGAAGACGCGGAUUCCGUGAUCCACUCGUAUCAUCUGAACCAGCAGGAGAAGAAGGCUACUUAA